AAUUUGGGCGGGCGGGGUGCGCGCAUGGGUCCGCCUCGUGUUGGAGGGGAGAGGGAGUGACCCCGGGACGAGCUGGGGUUGCGUCGAGUGAGGAAGGUGUGAGUGGGUCAAGCAGGAGGAGACAUGGCUGCCAAGGUGUUUGAGUCCAUCGGCAAGUUCGGCCUGGCCUUGGCUGUGGCGGGAGGAGUGGUGAACUCUGCCUUGUAUAACGUGGAUGCCGGGCACCGAGCUGUCAUCUUUGACCGGUUCCGUGGGGUGCAAGACAUCGUGGUAGGAGAGGGGACCCAUUUCCUCAUCCCUUGGGUACAGAAACCCAUCAUCUUCGAUUGCCGCUCUCGACCACGUAACGUGCCGGUUAUCACUGGCAGCAAAGACCUACAGAAUGUCAACAUCACCCUGCGCAUCCUCUUCCGGCCAGUUGCCAGCCAGCUUCCCCGCAUCUUCACCAGCAUCGGGGAGGACUAUGACGAGCGGGUGCUCCCGUCCAUCACGACGGAGAUCCUCAAGUCCGUGGUGGCUCGCUUUGAUGCUGGAGAACUGAUCACGCAGAGGGAGCUGGUCUCCAGGCAGGUGAGCGAUGACCUCACGGAGCGAGCAGCAACCUUCGGGCUCAUCCUGGAUGAUGUGUCCUUGACGCAUCUGACCUUCGGGAAGGAGUUCACAGAAGCGGUGGAAGCCAAGCAGGUGGCUCAGCAGGAAGCGGAGAGGGCCAGAUUUGUGGUGGAGAAGGCCGAGCAGCAGAAGAAGGCGGCCAUCAUCUCCGCCGAGGGUGACUCCAAGGCAGCCGAGCUGAUCGCCAACUCGCUUGCCACCGCGGGCGACGGCCUCAUCGAGCUGCGCAAGCUGGAGGCGGCGGAGGACAUCGCCUACCAGCUCUCGCGCUCCCGGAACAUCACGUACCUGCCGGCCGGCCAGUCGGUGCUCCUGCAGCUGCCCCAGUGAGGCCGCCCGGGCCGCGGCCCCGAGGCUCCCGAGCCCCGCCGUCCUCCCGCCCCUGCCCCAGAAAUCACUGUGAAAUUUCAUGAUUGGCUAAAAGUGAAGGAAAUAAAGUGGAAUCGCUUCAGAUCUCUCAUUACCAGACGAAGCUUUUUCCUUCUUCCCAUUUCCACCCACUUUUUGAACCACCUCCCUCCCCCCACCCCACAAAUUGCCAAGUGCCUACGCAGCCUGGGGCCCGCCGGCACCGCAGCGGGGGUUGGCAGAAGAAGGGGCUGGGGGUGCGCGGCGGUCAGCCCGGAGACACGAGGAGCCUCCAGCCUGUCCCUCGUUCAAGAUGUGGGGGCGAUGGCACACGCGGCUGGACCGAGAGCACAGGUGUCCGUGUUUUCUGGCAGUUUCUGCACCGAUGCAGCCGAAGAGGCGCGGGGCGGGGCCCGCUCGGAAGUCCUCUCUUCUAAAGCCGAUUCUCCAGAACCCCGGGGCCGGCGGAAGCAGGUGUGAGCAGUAGGGCGCGGAUCGAAGAAUCUGCCGCUGGGACGGUGGGUGGGCCGAUUUCGCUGCCCCCCCAGGGCCCCGCCACUGGGAUGGGCUUGGACAGCGAGCGAGCAGACUUCCCGUCCACCCGACCCGCCUCCCGUGUCUCAGAACACCCCACUGGGGUCCAGCCGGCCUGAACAUGGCCUGCCAAGGACGUGCGUCCCGUGCUCCCAGCCCUGUCGCUCAGAGGCUGCCCUUCUAGACGACUCCGUGCCUGCGCUCGGAAGGAAACGACCUUGGGGAAAAAGCAAACACUGUCAUCUGCUGUCAAUAAACGACACCCAGGCCACCCA
Molecule: messenger RNA, 1769 nt
Organism: Hyaena hyaena (striped hyena)
Lineage: Eukaryota; Metazoa; Chordata; Mammalia; Carnivora; Hyaenidae
Gene: PHB1
Product: prohibitin
Exons: 7
Coding region: 124-942 (272 amino acids)
Biological process (GO): mitochondrion organization
Cellular component (GO): mitochondrion; membrane
Source: RefSeq, a predicted model, not a curated record